GGGAUUCCCGCAUGACACAACGUUGACCUUAACCCGGGAAAUCCCCGGAACGGCAUUACAACUCAGUACCCAGGCUAGGGACACAAACACGGCCGUUUAGAGAAAGCGCAGAUCCAACGCUUUUUAAUAGAUAUAUAGAUAGCAGCGACUCUCUACAUGUAUUUUGUCGCUGUCUUAGUAUCAUUUGUUCUGGCAGUGUGUGGGGUUUUACUAUCAUCGAUCUAAAUCACGCUUUGUUUGGGAAACUUGCCAGCCAUUCGGAAGUGCUAGUACCAUGGAGGACCUGCCCGUGGACAGCGCUACGCGUGAGCUGGUCUGGGGGAAGAUGGAAGAGAUCGAGUUACACCUGCAGAAACUCAGGAACGCCCUUCUAGACGGAACCUUGGGCCGAACUCACGGAACAGCUGAAAUCCUGCACGAAAUACAAGGACUGAUGGGAAGGAAUCUUCCGUUGGCGUCCCGUAUCCUCGACACGUUAGCGAAGGAUGAAGCCAUGGAAACGACACAGAAACUGGUAUAUCUCCAUCUGAAGCUCGAGAUCGCCAUGGCAACAGGUCCACUGGAGGAUGGACUGGAAGCUGCCAAUCAAGCAUAUCUCCUAGGAACAACUCAGCCCAACAUUCCACCAAGGGCGCUGUUCAGGGCCUGCCUGGAUGCUGGCGAUGCUCAUCGAGUUUGUGGACUCCUGGACGAGGCCCGGCAUUUCUACAGCCAGGCACGGGAAGUGGCGACCCACGCAGACUUCACACUGGAUGUAGCAACCCACACGGACCUCACACGGGAUGUAGCGACCCACACGGACCUCACAUGGGAUGUAGCGACCCACACAAACCCUGCCAUGGACCCUGCGGAUGCGGCAGUCCUGGCUGAUAUCCACCUGGGUAUCCUGCUACUGGCCAGCGGGCACCUGAACAUGGCUAUACAGGACACCUUCCUCCCCCUGCUGCAGAGGGACUUGGGGCAGUACAGCAGGGGGUUGCUCCUGCAACACCUGGGGAAUGCUUACAGGUCCGCUGCGGACUGGGGCCCUGCGAAGGACCACCUGAGGGAGGCUGUUUCCAUAGCAACAGCCCUGGGAGACGAGAUCCAGGCAGCUGGUCGCUAUGGAGACCUGGGGAACGUGUACCGGUCGGAGGGCCGCACCGCAGAGGCACUACAGGAGCAGGAGAAACAGUACAGCUUCGCUUUACGGAGAGGUGACCUGAGUGGUCUGUGCACAGCCUGCUUCAACAAAGGGUUCACCUUCUACUCCAUGAAGCCUGUUCCAGACUACCAGCAGGCUCUGGUAUACCUUACACUGCAGCUGCUGCUGGCCAGGCGGCUGGGUGACCCAGGCAUGCAGGGCAAGGCACUCAACUGUCUGGGGAAAGUCUACACAGGGAUGCAGCAGCCAGAUCAGGCUGUCGUCCUGCUGAAACAAACCAUCGAGCUGAUCCACAGCACAGGCAAUGUUGCAGGGGAGGGCAUGGCACAUGGAAACCUGGGCACAGCAUACAGGGAUCUGGGCCGGUAUGAAGAAGCCAUUGAGAACCACCAGAUGUACCUGAGUAAUGCCGACAGCAGGGACGAUGUGGGUGGGGUGGCCAUCAUGCAGAGGGAGCUCGCUCUGGACUAUCUAUUCAACAAGGACUAUGAGAUGGCAGAAAGAUCCAUUCGGGAUGCUGUUGUUACCCUGGAGAGGAUCAGAGGAAAGCUCGGUCCGGAGGAUUCCUCACGAAUCGCACACAAUGAGAAGGACCAAGUCGACGCCUACAACAUCCUCCUGCACAUCCUGGUCCUCCAGGGGAAAUCCCAGGAUGCACUGGUCAUGGCAGAGAAGGGCAGGGGUCGUGCCCUUGCAGAUCUCAUGAGCGCCAAGGUCGAACAAACGGAACAGGAGCCUGUCACAGUUAUCAAGGGCAUCGCAGACAUCAGAACCCUGGCAGCAGAACUGCACACCACCAUCGUGUUCUACUCUGUGGUGACCGAACAGCGUCCGUACAGCGUGGGUGAGAGGUGGGUGUACUCCUGGGUGGUGAACCCAGGAGAGCAGGAGGUGCACUUCACCAGGACUCCACUAGAGGGAGACACGGUCCAGGUGGACAGGACAGAGCUGGACCAGGGGUACUACGACACCCUGCUCCGGUCCAUGGGGGACUUGUCGGUAGGGGAUGCAGAAGGAAUCCAAGGUGAUGACAGUGAGGACACGUCAGACGACUCUGAGGAUGAUGAUCUGGAACGUGUGCUUGCCCUGAAAGUGAGGUCCACACAGCAGACUCGGGAACACCGGUGGGAGACACAGCUGCGUGCAGACUACGACAUCCUCAUCAAACCUGUCGACCAGUUUCUCCCAACUCAGGCUGGACAGGAAGCAGCACCCAAGAUUACCUUCAUUCCUCAUGGUUUCCUGUUCAGUGUCCCAUUCUGUGCCCUGAUGGAUGCAGAUGGAGCGCACCUGGUGGAGAAAUACGCCGUCUCCCUCGCCCCGUCCAUGCAGGUGCUGCAGCUGUCCCACCAGCAGCUGCAGAACCACCGGAGCUCCCAGCUGAACACCAGCAGUCGAACCGCAGAGCUCUAUGCGCAUCCGUUCUGCGCAGCCUUCUCUGGACAGGUCAUAAGCCAGAACGCAGUUUGUCCUGCCUGCAGAUGCCAUCAGAGCCAGUGA
Branchiostoma floridae (Florida lancelet) is the source of this 2644-nucleotide messenger RNA. RefSeq names its product tetratricopeptide repeat protein 28-like. Gene Ontology annotation, molecular function: protein binding. Lineage: Eukaryota; Metazoa; Chordata; Leptocardii; Amphioxiformes; Branchiostomatidae. The record is from RefSeq and is a predicted model, not a curated record. The coding region runs from base 275 to 2644 and encodes 789 amino acids. The transcript has 12 exons.